GGAGAAGGUUCUUGUUUCCAAGGAGAGAUUGAAAAUUCUGUGUUACCUCCAGUAUGAAGAUGUAUUCACCACAAAUCCAGAAGAGUCCAGAAUUCAUGUGAAGGAAAUGCACCAGAUCAACAGCUUAUAUUUAAGUAGACUGCAAGAAGAGAAGGGUCCUGUGUUUGACAGUUUUGUUGACAGCACUGUACAGCGUGGUGCCACCUGGCUUCAAGUGUACGCUUAAGUUGAAGGAUGCAGUAAGCGGUGUUCACCACCUACCCUACAGUGACCACAGCUGCCACACACCGAACUCGUUGAGUUUGUCUCCAAAAUAAAGCCACACACAAUCUACCCGAUAGUUAAAAUGGAGGUUACAGAUUGUGCAAAACGUGAGGACCAGGACUUGAGCGAUAAUUCCGAUGUACUCCUUCAGAAAUGUACUUGGAACAAUUCUGUCAUUCCUCGAAGUAUACUGGAUCUGUCCAAAGAACCGAUGGAUACAAAUGAAUUUUCAAGUGAGAUUCCAGACUUGGCAGUUGAAAACUUGCCUUUCAACAGUAUCCAGAAUCAACGUAUUGUAGAUGACUCUUGGUCAGAUAGCCAGUCACCGGUAUUGGUGCCUCGACAAGCAGAAGGUUUUGUUUUGCAAAGAAAAUGUAAUCAGUUGACGUCUGACAGUUCAAGUUCCGCGGGAAGAGGACUGAACGAGUCAGGUGAUCCUUCAACCUGCCAAACGUCAAAACAUCUUGAAGAUGAGUACGCUCCAAUUUCUGAUGAAGAAUUAACUCAAAUGGAUCCUGUUCCUUGUACAGCAUUUGGACAAUCAGAUAAUGAUCUAAGGAAAAAUAGUGACAAUGUCAUGGUUGACUCUGAUAGCAUUAUUAAUCAAAAGAAAUUGGAAAUGCCACCUUUGUCAAUGUGCAGCGAUAAAUCUUCUUCUGUUCGGUCCAAAGCCCAACUUGAUUUACAAAACCCCAAUGACUCAGAGAAAAGUCAAUAUUUCUCAUGUCCUACUUCCAUUCCACCAGAGAUGAAGGAUAACAAAUCAAUACUGAGUCAAACUUGUAUUCAGACGCCAAACUCUGAAAGUAUACAGAGAGAUCUUGAUGGUGACGUAAUAAACAGAAUCAAUUUAGAUCAAAAUGGAUUCCGUAAAGACAUUCAAGUUGAAACUUCUCUGUCUCAACUUGUGAGCUAUCAAAACUUCAAGUCCUCAUUAAACCCCAAACUCAACUGUGGCCAAGUUUCAAGCACCCCUUACGAACCUCAAAACAGUGUAACUGUUCAGUCGCCUGUUUUGACUUCUAAGUUUUUGAAAAAUAACAUAACUUUAGAGAAAAAUUUAAAUCAUCAGAGUUAA
Homalodisca vitripennis (glassy-winged sharpshooter) is the source of this 1342-nucleotide messenger RNA. RefSeq lists its product as uncharacterized. Bases 347 to 1342 code for a protein of 331 amino acids. The transcript has 2 exons. Lineage: Eukaryota; Metazoa; Arthropoda; Insecta; Hemiptera; Cicadellidae. The record is from RefSeq and is a predicted model, not a curated record.